AAUCCGACAAUCGAACAUGUUUUCUGAGAUCUUCUAGUUCCCAUAAAUUUCAGACAAAACACAAAAUCCCACUUUCAAAAAAAAAAAAACCCCACAUGAAUCAAUCAGAUUACUCAUACAGUACACUACCUAAUGAUAUAGCUCUCAAGAUUGCUUCUUCCCUUGAGGUGCCGGAUCUUUCAUCAUUGGGUUGUUGUUCUCGGGUUUGGCGAGAGAUAUGCCAGUCGAAUUGUUUAUGGGAGUCACUUGUUAAAGAAAGAUGGCCUCUUUUAUAUGAAGCUGUUUAUGGGAGUCACUUCAAGGAUUGGCGAGGAUUUUAUGUAAAGCAGCACGAAGAGAAGAAGGGUCAAGCCGAUUCUGUCAUUAACUUGGUGGAACAAUGCUCGCAAUCCGAUUCACUCAAGGUUAUAGACUAUCUGCAUGCAAUCAGAUGCCUGAAAACGAUGCAGUUCGGAUUCAGAGAUGUUCAAAUGCUGCUGUUGAAACAGAAGCUGAAUGUUCUGCUUAACUUGAUUGGACUACAUUACUGCCUUAGCAUUCUUCAAGUGCCGGCUUUUUGUAUCACGGAAGCACUUUGGGGUGGUAAGAUAGUUAAUCGACGAGUUUGCGUAAAGUGGCGACAGCCCGGGAGAUGGUUCAACGGCUUCCGUAUCCGAGAUGGAUAUCAUUCCCGUUGUGUCUAUCUCGAAGAUCUUGUGACGGGAGAAGAUGAUGGCGAAGUGUUGACGGUACUUGAACGAGGAGCUAGUCGUGAAUUUUUACGAGUUCAGGUGUUUGUUGUUAAUUCCCCCUAGCAGUCUCCGGUCUAGCCAAACCUCAAAUGACUGGUUUCAUGUAGUACAGUGUUCAUGUCAUAAUGGUAAUAACGUAGUAAUAUAACUAAAAAUGACAUUGUAAUGAAUUUAAAAUUAACAAAAUAGUUAAUAAUGGUAACAGUUGGACUUUAA
Gossypium raimondii (Peruvian cotton) is the source of this 947-nucleotide messenger RNA. RefSeq lists its product as uncharacterized. Gene Ontology annotation, biological process: protein polyubiquitination; SCF-dependent proteasomal ubiquitin-dependent protein catabolic process. Gene Ontology annotation, molecular function: protein binding. The record is from RefSeq and is a predicted model, not a curated record. Gene Ontology annotation, cellular component: SCF ubiquitin ligase complex. The transcript is spliced from 4 exons. Bases 96 to 794 code for a protein of 232 amino acids. Lineage: Eukaryota; Viridiplantae; Streptophyta; Magnoliopsida; Malvales; Malvaceae.